Podarcis raffonei (Aeolian wall lizard) is the source of this 3042-nucleotide messenger RNA. RefSeq names its product scavenger receptor class F member 1 (gene SCARF1). The transcript is spliced from 11 exons. Gene Ontology annotation, molecular function: scavenger receptor activity. The record is from RefSeq and is a predicted model, not a curated record. Bases 455 to 3031 code for a protein of 858 amino acids. NCBI's taxonomy places the organism in Eukaryota, Metazoa, Chordata, Lepidosauria, Squamata, Lacertidae.
UCCUUAGCUGCCUCCAUGGGGCUCCCUCCUGGAGCCUGUCCUGAGGGCUGGGAGGAAGGCUGGGACCUUCUGAAGGCCUUUAUCAAAGAGGCACAGUUCUGGAGUCACCACUGAAAAAUCGCAGCCAUCACUGAGAAGGUUUCUGGACCACCAGACACACUGGGGGAAGGAGAUGAUUCCCUUCCCUCGACCCCAAGAGGCGCCCUCCGCCAGCACAGCUUCCCCCGCUCUUCCUCUCGCAUUUGGCUAAAGAUAGCCAGGGGCACAUGUGUGUCCGUCCCUCUGUUGGUCUUGCCCUCUGCGCCCCUCCACCCACCUCCCAGUUUGCUUCCUCAGGAAAACCCAGGGAGGAAAUGGGCGGGAGAAGCAGCGCAGGAAGGAGGCGGCCCAGGAGUGGUGGCCACAGCAGCGACCGGGCAGAGAGUCAGUCUAGUGGGACUCCCUAAGGAGGGUGAUGGAGCGCUGGGCCCUGCCGCUAUUCCUCUGCCUCCAGGCGCUGGGCUUGGGGGUCGGGAGCAGCAGCCCUGACCUGGACCCCAGUGGGAGAAACGUCUGCAGGUCCAGCAGCCACCCGCCAGUCUUCACCUGCUGCCCAGGAUGGAAACAGGAGGGCCAGGAGUGCCCAGCUGCACUCUGCACGGGAGCAGACGCCUGCCGGGAGGGGGAAGUCUGUGUGCGCCCGGGGGUUUGCCGCUGCCGGCCUGGAUUCUUUGGGGCCAACUGCAUUGCACGCUGCCCCGACCAGUACUGGGGUCCGGACUGCAAAGAGAGCUGCGCUUGCCACCCCAACGGGAAGUGCGACCCGGCCAAUGGAGAGUGCCGCUGCCACCCUGGGUGGUGGGGCCCCCUCUGCCAGUCCGUGUGCCCGUGUGGCCCCAGAGGCCGCUGCGACCCCCUCACCGGGGUCUGCCAUUGCGAGCCAGGCUGGUGGGCGCCCGACUGCAGGCGCCAGUGCCCUUGCAACCUCUCCGGCUCCCGCUGCGACCCCGUGACGGGCCGCUGCCUCUGCCACCAGGGCUGGUGGGGCAGGAGGUGCUCCUCGCUCUGCAGCUGCCACGGCUCCCCCUGUGCCCAGGAGACCGGCCGGUGCGAAUGCCGCGCGGGGCAGUGGGGGGCAGCCUGCCAGGCCAGCUGCCAGUGCCUGCACGGGACCUGUGCCCCCCAGGACGGGCGGUGCACCUGCCACGCCGGCUACCAGGGCGACAGCUGCAAGGACCCCUGCCCUGCUGGGAAAUACGGGAUGCAGUGCAUGCAAAGCUGCGGCCACUGCCAGGACCUCAAGGCCUGCUUUCCCGUGGACGGAUCGUGCCCAGCUUGUGACCCGGGCUGGAACGGGACCCACUGCAAGCAGCCAUGCCCACCUGGGCACCAUGGGGGGAACUGUGCCCUGCUUUGCCCUCCCGGCUGCCGGCGAGGAGAGAGCUGCCACCCAGAGACAGGGGAAUGCCGGAGCUGCAAAGCAGGCCUCACAGGUGCCAGGUGUGAGCUCUCCUGCCCAGAGGGCUUGUUUGGAGAUGGAUGCCGGUUUGCCUGCCCAGACUGCUUCAACGGGAGCUGCGACCCGGCCUCUGGGGCCUGCGUGUGCCAGGCUGGGUUCUGGGGCACCAGCUGCAACUGGACCUGCCCUGAAGGGUCUCAUGGCCCCAACUGCUCGGAGCCCUGCCAGUGUGGGGGGCGCCUGUGCCACCCUGUCACCGGGGACUGCCAGUGGAGACAGAACCAGGCAGCCCUCUUAGCAGGAAUCCUGACCCCUUUAAUUCUCCUCGUCCUCCUCUGUAUGUGUUGCUGCUGCUGCUGCUGCUCUGAGUCCACCCCGAUGGACGCCAGGUCGGCAGCUGCGGAGGGAGACCCCAUCUCCCGCAUGAAGCACCACGUUCUGGGGACGUUGGCCAACCUCAGCCCCGCCUUGCCCUGCUUCUCCUUGGGGGGCUACAAGCUCCCACGUGUGACAGUCUCCCACCAUGACGCCGAGAUCCCCUUCAACCCCAGCUUCAUUGAGCCCCCGUCAGCCGCCUGGCCUUCGGACAGCUCCUUCUCCUCCUCCUUUGACACAGACGACGACCAGGAGGACCCAGCCUCCCCUGCCCAGGAAGCGGCCGGUGCUGAGCACCAGCCAGGAUUCCCCCCGGAGGAGCCAGCCUUGAACUCAGAGCCCUUCACCAUCCCCCGCACCUCCAGCAUUGCCAAGGCCAAGCGCCCCUCCGUCUCCUUCGCAGAAGGCACCCGCUUCAUCUCUCAGAGCCCCAGAGGCUCCACGGAGGCCCUGAACCCCACCUGGAAGGCCAAGGCCCCCUGGGGCUCAGCCCGAGCCACCUCCUUGCAGCAGCCCACAGCGGACCCUGCUGGGCAGGAGGGCCUCCCUGCCAUGGGCGAUUCGCCAGGGGGAUGCUACGAGAACGUGGAGGCCGGUGGUCGGGAGGAAGGGAGCCACAGACCCUGCUCCUCCUCCUCCUCCUCCUCCACGCAGAGGAGCAGCUCCGGGGGCCACAGGAAGCGGGGAAACAGCUCCCAGCACGUGGCCCAAAGAGUGGAAGCCCUGGAGGCUGCCUCCAAAGCACAGGCCAAGGGCCCCAGCGUCACCACCAUCUACGUGACCGUGGGCAAGGCGGGGGGCGAGGGGCCGGUGCAAGCUGUCCUGCAGCGGCUGGGGAGCCUGCAGAGGGCCAGGCAACUGCCCAGGGAGGAGGCGCAGCAGCGGCCAAGGAGAAGGAGCCUGGAGGGCCUCCUCCAGAAGCCGCCACGGAGGAGAGGGCUGCUGGACUCCGAGGGGGAUGCCGGGAGGCUGCUGCCCCAAAGUGGGACUGGCCAGGAGGCUGCCACCAUGCUCUGUGCUGAAGCCAGCACCCCGGAGGAGGAGGCUGAGGCCCAGGGCUUUCCCAGGGGGCCAGGAGCUUCUGCUGGUGGAGAGAGCGGCGGCAGCAGUGAGUCACCCAGCAGCCACAACCAGGCUGGAGGAGCUAGAGGAGGCCCUUUGCUGGAGAAGGAGGAGCCAAAGUAUGAGAAUGUCUCCGGGUGGUCUAGCUCUCCGUAGGCACCUAGAAC